Messenger RNA from Rotaria sordida, 498 nucleotides. Lineage: Eukaryota; Metazoa; Rotifera; Eurotatoria; Philodinida; Philodinidae. The record is from the annotation of a GenBank genome assembly.
AUGCCCAACUCAAGCGCUGCAAAUGAUCCUCUGUAUCAUGAUGUCAGUCCAGAACACGAGCGUUUUACACGUUUAUUUUUAAUAUUUUCUGGUUUAAUAUGUAUAAUAUCAAUAAUAUGUGCAAUUAUAAAAGCUCAAGAAGAAAAAAAAUUCUAUAUUAUUAUAAUUAGUUUAGUUGCAUCAAUAUUUUUUGUUAUAUGUAUUUAUUUAUUUUUUAAACGACGAAUUCUUUUAGCUGAAAAACUUUGGUUUGUUAAUUUAACAAUAUGUAUUUUAUUUUUACAAGCAUUAAUUUAUUUAAUAUUUGUUUUUAUUAAACCAUAUCCUAUUCCGAUUCUAACAACAACAAUGACAACAACUGGUUCAACAAGACCAUUUAAUACGACUAAUAUGACUAAUAUAUCAACAACAACAAGUUUAACAACAAAACCAAAAUUAUAUUCAUGGGAUAAACAAAUUUUUUUAACUAAAUUAUAUGAACAAAUUGAUGAUAAUUGA